CUCAUUUUGAUGAGCGACCUCCAACAAAAAAACCAGCCCUUCCCGAGGAUGUGCCGUCGCCUCAAAAUAGCCAAUUGGCAAUUAUGGCCACAUUAGACGCUAUCCAGAAACGCCAAGAAGAAGUUUUCGCGAAACUUAAUAGCGUCGAGACUCGCCAAUUGGAAAUGGGUGAAACGAUUAAUCAAAUGCAAGGUGCCCUUUCCGAAAAGAUGCCAGAACGUAGCGAAAUACAGGCGCAAAGCAAACUGUUGCGGGAAUGCAGGGUAUUGACAGCAAGGGUUCAGCAGUCUGUUAGUCGCAUCACCGGUGACGUGGAAACCGAGGAAUCGACAGAUUUAGCCAGCAUGCUUCCCAUGUCAUCGGUGGAGAAAGUCCAGGCUGCUGAAGCCAAGCUGAAAACCAAGGCAUAUGCCGACGCAAUGAUGGGGCUACUAGCUAGGCAAAAGGGCACCAAAGGCACAGUUGACGGCGUUAUGCGUGGCUUAUUUACAGACGAGACCGUGGCGCAUUUUAACUUGGAGGGAAGGGCUGGCAAGAUUCCACUUGUGGGACUUAAAGUCGUCGAUCUUCUUUUUGAUAUUUUCCUAGAAAAGUCGAAAGAAGAAGUUCGCGCUGCCCUGAAAAAAUAUAUUAGUUUAAGCCACAAUAGACAUAAUCAAAAAAAAUAUAUUACAAAAAAAAGUUUAAGUAAUAAUGUAGAAUAAUAAACUCUAAAUAGUAGCACUAAGUUUUUUAGAAGUAUUUAGAGGUAUUUAGAAUCUAGUACAUAUUGUGCUGCAAAUGCAUUUGCAACAUGUUUAAGCACCGGAUACUGGAAGCUCUUAU
This is a messenger RNA of Rhagoletis zephyria (snowberry fruit fly), 825 nucleotides long. RefSeq lists its product as uncharacterized. NCBI's taxonomy places the organism in Eukaryota, Metazoa, Arthropoda, Insecta, Diptera, Tephritidae. The record is from RefSeq and is a predicted model, not a curated record.